AUGGGCCCCUUUGACGGCAUCGGCUGUGCCUUCGCCUUCCACCUCUUUCUCGUCCUCGUUGGCCGCAACCCCGACAAGCUCCGCAAGGUCGCUGCCGCUGCCGCCGCCGCCGUCCGCUCCCACAACUUGAAGAGAAAGAGAAAGAUGAAGAGGGCAAGGCCUCAAACCUUGUCAUAUAACAAUAAUAACUUAGUAUUCUAUCUCACUAUGUCCCCAUUGAACCUACUCAUCUACUUCUCUCUUCUUCUCCACUCUUCAUAUGCACAACUGAUCACUGGAGAGAAAGGUUUUAGCCUUGAGCUUAUCCACAUCGACUCCAAGCGCUCGCCGCUCUACGAUGCGAACCUCACCGAUUUCCAACGUAUCGUUCGCUCGAUCGACUAUUCUAAGUCUCGUGUUCUCUGGCUGGAGUCGAUGAUGAUCGCCAGAGCCAAUCCUACCGUCAUACGCCCCCCUCUUCGUGCAAUGCCACCUGCGAUAUUUAUGGUCGCGGUCAGUAUUGGUUCUGGUAAUGGCUUGCGCAACUACUACCUCCAUAUGGACACCGGCUCGAGCCUCACGUGGACGCAAUGCCUUCCGUGCCGCACAGGUUUCCCUCAAUCUGCACCCAAGUUCGAUCCCCGAUUAUCUGACACAUACCAUGUCGUCGGCUGCGAUGACCCUGUAUGCAAGCCCCCACGAUAUAAAUGUGUCAACAAUCGUUGUGAAUACAACAUCCGAUACUUCGACAAUACCUUCAUCGACGGCGUCCUCUCGAAAGAGACCUUUAGCUUCCAAGAUGCACAUGCCAGCCAUCGUGUAGCCAUUCGAAAUCUAUUCUUCGGUUGCACCCACUCAAGCAACAUGAACUAUCACGAAAACCCUGCAGGGAUCUUCGGUAUGUCUCGAAACCCUACUUCGACAGUGAAGCAACUUGCUACGCGAACAGACGGUCUUUUCUCCUAUUGCUUCUUCCCGCCCGAAACCGCCCACACCAGCUUCCUACGGUUUGGUCAUGAUAUCAGAACGCCGCGAGGAGGCUUCCAAAGACAUCAGUUUCAACGGGCGGCGCAUGCGAUUCCCGAGAGGGACCUUCACACGACAGAGCAAUGGAACUAG
Molecule: messenger RNA, 1098 nt
Organism: Ananas comosus (pineapple)
Lineage: Eukaryota; Viridiplantae; Streptophyta; Magnoliopsida; Poales; Bromeliaceae
Product: aspartic proteinase CDR1-like
Exons: 3
Coding region: 1-1098 (365 amino acids)
Cellular component (GO): extracellular region
Source: RefSeq, a predicted model, not a curated record